Closterium sp. NIES-67 is the source of this 2405-nucleotide messenger RNA. The record is from the annotation of a GenBank genome assembly. NCBI's taxonomy places the organism in Eukaryota, Viridiplantae, Streptophyta, Zygnematophyceae, Desmidiales, Closteriaceae.
CAAAAUGUUAUGGUAGUACCCAUCCAGCGAAUACUUACCGGUCUGUGGAUGUCGAAUUCCCUCACCAGCAGACAGUGAAGCAGCACGCUGGGAGAAGCCGCCAUCGCACCUCAACCGCACAAGCCCUACAGAACGGAUGCCCGUGCCGCAUCCGCUCCCGCGCCUCCACUAUUUCCCCGAAUUCGCCCCUCAGAUCCGCCAUUGCUGCGUGCCCCUCCUCAUCAGCCCCAGCGCUCCGCCCCCUCACCCUCGUCGCGCCGUGCGUCGUUGCGGUGACCGCAUCGUCGCGUCAUGGAUCCGCCUCAGCCGCUCCACCCUCGCUUCCGUCUCUCCCGCGCCCUCUCUCCUCUCAUGUCGCUCUUCAUAGUCCUCCUUCUCUUCCUAUUCGCCUAUCCUCCCUCCCUCCCCCUCACACCGCCCCGUUUCCCCCGCCGCCUUUCCCUCCACCCGCUCGCCUCCCUCUCCUCCCUCCUCUCCUUCCCCUCUCGUCUCCCGCCGCCCCCACCGCUGCUUCCCAUCCCCACGGCGCGCCAGCUGACACGUCAGCGUGCUGAGCUGGCAGCAUUCUUCCACGUGGGCGUGAACACGUUCACGGAUCGCGAGUGGGGCACGGGCGGCGAGAGCCCCUCGCUCUUCAACCCCGCGGCGCUCAACGCCACGCAGUGGGUGGCGACGGUGAAGGACGCAGGCUUUAAGCUGGUGGUGCUGACAGCCAAGCACCACGACGGUUUCUGCCUGUGGCCCUCCGCCCUCACCAGCCACUCCGUGCGCUCCGCGCCCUGGAAGGCCGGCCGGGGAGACGUUGUGGCUGACGUGGCAGCAGCGGCCCGGGCGGCGGGGGUGGGGAUGGGGCUGUACCUGUCGCCGUGGGACCGGCACGAGGCAGCGUACGAGGCGGGCGCGGAGGCGUACAACGCGUUCUAUGAGGGGCAGCUGCGGGAGCUGCUCACCAGCUAUGGCCCCAUCGCAGAAGUCUGGCUGGAUGGCGCCAAGGGCGACGACCGCCCCAUGGCGUACCACACGGUCACGUGGCAGGCGCUCAUUCGCCAGCUGCAGCCGGGCGCCGCUGUGUUCUCAGCGCAGGGCCCCGACCUGCGGUGGACCGGCAACGAGCGUGGCGAGGCGGGCAGCACGUGCUGGGGCACGGUGAACGGCAGUGAGCUGACGCUGGAGGGGUGGGACACAGACUACCUCAACCACGGUGACGUGGCAGGUGUGGAUUGGAUCCCGCCCGAGUGCGACGUGUCCAUCCGCCCCGGGUGGUUCUGGCACCCCUUGGAGCGCCCCAAGCCGCUCGCCCACCUGCUGGACCUCUACUUGGCGUCAGUGGGGCGCGGGUGCUGCCUGCUGCUCAACAUCCCCCCCAACACCACGGGGCUGCUGCACGCAGAGGACGUGCAGCGAGUGGGCGAGUUUGGGCGUGCGGUGCGGGGGCUGUUCCAGGAGGAGGUGAGCGCCGGGGCACGGGCGUGGGCGAGCAGUGUGUACGGGUGCGGUGGGGUGGGGAGGGAAGGUGAAGGGAUGGGGGUGGGAUUCUGGCGGUUAUGGAGGGGAGGGGGGGGGAGGGGCGAGUACGGGCCGGAGAAUGUGCUGAGGGCGGGAGACGGGGACUUCUGGGCAGCGGAGGAUGGGGUGCUCUCAGCGGUUCUGGAGUUUGACCUCGGGCAGGUGAAAAGUUUCCAUGUGGCUCGCCUUGAAGAGCCGGUCGCAUACGGGCAGAGAAUAAAAGCAUUUUCCGUAGAGUUUUUGGAUGAUGGUACUGAUGUGGAUGCUGAUGCAGCUGUAAGUGUGCCUGCGUUUGAGUCACAACUUUCUAUUGGCAGCAGCAGCGCUGCUACUGCAAGCACAGUGCGCCACAUGGCUCUGCAUGUGGUGCAACUGGUGGGGCGACCUGUGGGGCAGUGGUGGGGGCAGGGAUGGGGCCAGAGGUGGGUCCUUGACUUCAUGCUUCGCCUAACGAACCAGAGAGCGGAAGCGUCUCACAAUCCCCGUGCCCCUGCGAGUGUGAGGCGGACUAUGCAGGAUGUGGGGGGAGUGUGGAGGGUGGUAGUGAACGGGACAACGGUGGGAAGGAAGAGGCUGGCUCGGUUUGAAGCCGUGAGAGCAAGGCGUGUGAGGGUAGUGAUUCACGACGCCAGGGCUGCUCCGCUGCUCUCUUUCUUUGCGAUCUAUAGGAGCGGUGAUGGGAGUCCUGAAUAAUAUGUUGUUCACGGGUAAAGUCUGUCGUAACGAGAGAAUUUAGGCUAGGUAGGAAUAGGUGAAGCCAUGAAUAUGGCGUGAGAUCUAGAUCUAGGAGGUAGGCGAGAAUGUUGAGAGAAAAGAGAACUAGGAAAGAAGAGAGAGGGAUACAAGGAGGGGUGUUGUACCUUCUACAGUAAUGUUCAGUAACAUCUACCAAGCCUACA